UAAAAUUAAAUGGUACCUACUCACCAUUGAUAAAUAAACAUAACUGGCAUUAAGUUCAAUUUGAAUUUGUUUAUUGAUGGCAUUUUCGCAAUCCUUAUGGAAAUUUUGCGCAACUUGCGACUUUGCCAUUGCGAGGAACGGUCGUAAUAUUGGGAAGACGGUUUAACGAAUGCGUCGCCGCUGCAACCAUCUGAUACACGUGUGUUACGCAGGUCAACUAAAAUAAAGGUCGAUUGGCGUAAAUGACGUGUUCGUAAAUAAAUGGCCCGGACCGAAAUUCAUUUAGUCACCCAAACGAUUGUGGCGAGCCGUAUUUAAAGCUAUAAUUAAUGUUUUCGAUCAGUUCGCUUGAAAGUAUCGCUACUGUGGCGCGAAGAAUUCAAAAAAUCCGCAUCCAAUCAGAAAAAGGCAAAGAAGCGCGUGUUAGUUUAUUUUGAAUUACGUAAUCGACAAUCAUAUGGAAUUCCAGUUGGCAAGACAGAGACGAGACGUGAAAAUGACGAUUGCAAAAAAAAGCGACGGUGUCGCAUGGUAUCGAAACCUGCGCAAUGCGUAUUUUUAAGAAGAAUUUGGAAAAUGGGGAAAAUAUGGAAAAUAUUUUUUAUUUUAUUUGAAAUUUAUUUAAAAACCUACGCUUCCACUCACUGGGUUGUAACCGAAAAUGGACGUAUACAAUCACAUUUGGAUUCUCCAUUCCAUCUUCGACGUCCCUACGAUCUCAUCGCUUUAUUGGACCAAGAAACCCGUAGAAUUGAUAUAACGACUCUAUAUAAAGAUUUAGUUGACAGAAAAAAUGUAAUAGACCAAAAAUGGUCGGGUCUAGAGGGUGCUUCGGAUUUGGAGACCCGUGUCUACUCCCAAGACCCGGACUGCUCUAGGGCAGGUAAACUAUUGAGCGAGAUCGACUUGUACUCCAGCAUCGGCUCUAACGGUAGUAGCAGAACAGAUGUGACUUUGGGUAUUCUGUACGAAAACGAAUCUACCGAUUAUUCUGCACCUGACUGUACAAAUUAUGCCGAGCUCGAUUAUAGCAUGUUUGCAUUUGAGCAUUUGCAUGCAAUGGUUAAUAGAAAUGCUAUUAGCAUUGUACCCGAGACUGAUUUGGAGUAUUUAUUACCUGUUUCAUCGAUUGAUACAUUUGGACAUUAUAUUGGUUUAAGUUUGUCCAAGAACAGUUCAUCUUGGUUUCAUUAUAAUUUAGGGGUGCUGUACUGGAGAAUACUUGGGGAUGCACCAAGAGCAAUUGAGUGCGGUAGAAGAGCUCUUCAUUACUCCCCCAGGGAAUACAAGGACAUUCCAUUACUGAACCUAGCAGGGAUCUUUCAUCAAGCUCGGUAUCCAAAGGAUGCUGCAAUUUUAUUGCACGCAGCCGUCGAGCAUGCGCCGUUUCAAGCUACUAACUACAUUGCCUUAGGUAAUGUGUACGCAGUUUUGUCGGAUUAUAAUCGAUCAGUAGCUUGUUAUGACAACGUUCUGAAGUUACAACCUGAUCUCGAAGAUGUUGCCACCACAAAGUAUGCCACCCUGUGCCAUAAAAGAUUAGAUAGUGGCUUACUGCAGCUGCAUGAAUCGUUGCAAGGAAUUCUAUCGGAUUUGCACAAUUAUCAUAGCCAACAGCAGCAAUGGUUAAGGUUGCAGGAACGGCUAAUGUGGGAGCAAGCUCCAUUUGAAGCGCAAUUGAUCGGUUACAGCUCAGAAAAAUUAAGUGCCAUAUUGGCUAAUAGAGGGCAGCGUUGCAUACAACGCACAUCGGAGAAUUCAAAACCAACCAUCACAUGCGACUUUACCGACCAUCAAGCGGUUACAAAUUUACAAGUCGACGUCACUUUAAAUUUGCAGAGACUAUUACGCAAUGUCGAAAGUGAGACGCAGAAAAUUAACGAACAAAUGGCCCGUAAUAAAAGGCGACCGUUUUUAAAUCCAGUUAAGGACGAAUCUCAAAAAGGUGCACCAAAUGUUCAAAACAACUUGGGAACGCCUCCACUUUUACAUCCUACAUAUCCGACCACUCAUUUUACCUCUUCAGAUUUAUACUUUGACGAAACCGGAUGGCCUAGCAGAGACGAAUGUAUGAAUUGGAACUUACCGCUAGGUGAAAGCGACGACUUGGAUAUUCCCGUGUUUCUGCCGCCCGAAAACAAAGGAUUUCAAGUAACAAAAAUGCUAACAAGCUAUAUAGGGUUACCGACAGGUACGGAACACAAAUUACCUUGGUAUCCGCCAAUCUGCGAGCAUCCCGAUAAGGACGUGGAGAAGCUGUAUCUUCCAUCCUUCUUGCGACAAGUUGCGAGUUCUAAUUUGAAAAGCCAUCCUCUUCUUCAGCAACAUUUUUUAAGUUACAUUAGUGAUGGCAAAGCUGAGGAAUCGGAAAUAGGACAAAGAAUAAUUACGGCCAUGCAGAAGAGGACCGGUCCCGAAUGGGUAUUGGCGACAUUAGCAAGUUUCUAUUGGCGGUUGAGAUCGAACACAAAGAACUCUCUGAAUUGUCUCGAUCUUGCAUUCCAAAAUGUACCGAAGGAGUACACUGAUGUGGUACUUGUUUCAAUAGGAUCGAUAUAUCAUCAACUUGGACUGACAGAUGAUGCCAUAAAAUUUGCGAAUUUAGCGUUUAAGGUGAACUACAUCGAACCGAGCACAAAUUUCUUAUUGGCCUUGCUGCAUUAUACACAAAGCAACCCAAUACUGGCCAUGUAUUACAUGAAAAAUGUCUUAAGAGUUGAUCCCGAUUAUUACGGGGGCAAAGCGGACGAGUUGUUGAGAGUUUGGUCAUGCCGUUUGAAAAUGGGAAGUUUCGAGGACGUGAAGAGCAAAACUGAGAAGAAUUUGGAAGGAAUGUGUUCGGAGAAAGACGCCUUCAGCGGCGAGGGCGUUAUAUGUUCCGCAAACGGAGAGCAGUGCAAGACGGCAGCUAUUCAGUGUUUUCGUUCCGAUAGUUUGCACGAAGACAGUGGUACAAUUACUUUAGAUUUGAAACCAAAGUUGUUGACAACACAACAGUGCACUAAGCAGAAAGUUGGAUUGGGACAGUCGUUGAUUUCCACUCUAUUAGCUGCUGAAGGGUCCGGUGGAAUUGAGCCUGAUCAGUCUCAACUGGAGAGCUUAAUCGACAAUCCUCAGCAGGCUUUUCACAUGCGGAUUUCUCUUGGUGAUGAGCAUACUGCAACAGGUGCAAACACUUUAGGAGAUUUUUAUGUUUCAGUUUCUUUAACCGACGAUCCAGUACCAGAAGCAAUGCUGCAUGUCUAUGAUAAGUCUGGAACCUACCCUUUAUCUCCGCGGGGAUGUCAAAAUAUACGUGACGCUGAUUGGUUACAGUUUACCUCUAUGUGGCAAUCAAUCGCCGCUCGAAAUGUGGACAUUGGACCGUAUUUAAAAGCCAUUCCCGAUUCAAUCCAGGAAGAUUUAAAACCGCGCUGCCUAGAAUCCGAUUCCUUACUCCCGUCAACAUUGGAUCAUUUAAUAAUGACACUGCUUUCGAAAAAAUUGCCCAAUUCCCCUGAAAGCGCUUUAUCCGAAUGGCUCGGGCUGAUGGCGGGCGAUCAGGAAUCGACCGUUCGAGAUUUGGGAACAAAAAUUGAAAUAGCGCUACAAGAGAAUGCCACCUCCUGGAUUUUGGCAAAUGCGGCAGCUUUGUAUUGGAGAAUCGUCGGUAAUACCGAAGAGGCGGUGGCUUGUUUAAGGCAGGCGAUUACGUACGUUCCGACUCAUAUGAAAGACAUUCCAUUGAUCAAUCUUGCAAACAUCCUGCAUAGGGUGGGAUACCAUAGCGAUGCUCUUGAAGUGGCUUACAUUGCUCUGGAAAGCCAUCCCAAUUUCGUCGUUAAUCAUUUCACAAUAGGAAAUAUUCAUACCUCUUUGGGGGACUUGGAGAAGGCCAUCGCAUUUUACAGAUCAUCAUUAAUGCUCGAUGCAAGUUUUGAACCGGCCAGGAAUAGGUUGCAGGCGAUUUUAUGUACGCUGCUAUUUGAUGAAAGCGGAUCUCUACGAGAUGGUACAGACGUAUCGGAUAAUUGACAACAUAUUCUGUUCCUGGCAUUCUAAAUCUAAUGCAUGUUGUCAGCUUUGUUCCUAAAAGUUUAAAAAGUUUGACAAAUAUUUUAUCUAAAUUUCAAGUAUUAUGUACUUACACUGUAUUAUAUCAAUUUGUUUACGUUUAAUUUUGCCAAAGAAGGAGAUUGUGUUCAUUUUAAAUUAAACUUUUUAUUUAAUAUAUCCUUAGAUUGUU
Photinus pyralis (common eastern firefly) is the source of this 4225-nucleotide messenger RNA. RefSeq names its product tetratricopeptide repeat protein 17-like. The transcript is spliced from 12 exons. Gene Ontology annotation, biological process: actin filament polymerization. Gene Ontology annotation, cellular component: actin cytoskeleton; cytoplasm. NCBI's taxonomy places the organism in Eukaryota, Metazoa, Arthropoda, Insecta, Coleoptera, Lampyridae. The record is from RefSeq and is a predicted model, not a curated record. Gene Ontology annotation, molecular function: protein binding. Bases 529 to 4014 code for a protein of 1161 amino acids.